AUCAAAUUCGACUAUUGUUUUUUGCUUAACUUUUGUUUAUUCUUCGCAUGGAUUGGAUCAGCAUGGAGCACUUUCUGAAUUUGUUUUUAUUUAUGUCGGGAUUAACUGCUAUUGGAUUAAGCCGACAGAUCGAUUCAGCCAUUCCGUAUAUGAUACCAAGAGCGUUCCAAACUCACAAUGAGGUGUCGCUCGCUGGCGAAGUGCUCGUGUCCUCGAGGAGGCCAACCCUCUCCAUCAUCCGAAUUCAAGAUUAUGCCAUACAGAUGGACAUUGGUCUCAACACUAAAACGCUACAAGUGACAUUCCGUAUUGGCAGUAAAACCAAAGCAGUCCAUGUGCCAUCACAAAAUAUCAUAAGGGAAAAAAGAGGGAAAUUCCUCAUCCAUUUCCACGAUCUCCAACAACCACAAAACGGUGUCUCCCUGUAUGUCAACUGUGUGCUCGCUGGUAGCUUUCAAACAGUGCCAGGAAUUAGGAGUAUAAUUACCCCUGGCAUGAGAGUGAGUAUGCAUUCAAGAUUUCAAGCGUUCACAGGAGUACCAGUAUCUGCUCUGUUGGAACAGCAAGGUUGCCAACCAGUAGCUCCUGUUAGUACGGCAAACGAACAGGGUCUAGAUACAACUGCACUGGUUGACAGUAUUCAAAAACUGACAAAUGCUGUGAAAGAUCUACAGAGUGGGCUCAAACAGCAGACAUCAGCGACUGUCAUGUUGAAAGAAAUACUGGGGAACUGCAGCAUGUGUCAAGAUGAUGGCAAUGACAAUUUUAGACCUGUAGUGAAGCUGAAGUGUAAAGACGACACGUGUUACCCUGGUGUCACGUGUUAUGAGACAGAUGGUGCUCCAGAAUGUGGGCCGUGUCCACCCGACUUAACUGGAAAUGGAAAGACAUGCUUUCCGGUGACGACAUGCAACAAUAAACCUUGCUAUCCAGGUGUAUUCUGUAUCGAUGAAGUGGAAGGGUUCUCAUGUGGCCCGUGUCCAGAUGGCCUAACAGGAAAUGGUGUUGGACCAAAGGGGUGCAGUCCACUAUCAUGUAGGGAUGAUCCUUGCUUCAAGGGGGUGGAUUGUACGGAUACUGAGUUUGGCUACAAGUGUGGACCAUGUCCCCCUGGUUACAAGGGCAAUGGUACACAUUGUAAAGACAUAGAUGAGUGUAAGCUUGCCGAACCAUGUGACCGACUCAGCUAUUGCGUGAACACAGUACCAGGGUAUUCCUGUUCCCCUUGUCCUGAAGGCUUUACGAGCAAGAACAAUAGAGGAGUUGGAUUGGAAUUCGCUUUAAACAACCCACAAAUAUGUAAAGAUAUCAAUGAAUGUGAGAAUGGAACUAAUGGCGGAUGUGUUCCUAACUCUAAAUGCGUUAAUACACCAGGGUCAAACCUGUGCGGUGAAUGUUUACCGGGUUUCGUUGGCGAUCAAAAGAAGGGAUGUAAGAGAAAUCCCAAGAAAGAGUGUGCCGACGGAGGAAUCUGUGAUGGCAAUGCAAAGUGUGUUAAACUUCGAGGUUAUGACAAACUGCAGUGUGUGUGUAAGGUUGGCUGGGCAGGCGACGGCACUUGCUGUGCUAGAGACACUGAUCUUGAUGGCGUGCCAGACGAAGAAGCAGAAUUUUGUAAGUGUAAAGAUCCAGACAACAUAAAAUGCAAGAAAGAUAACUGUAAAUACCUGCCAAAUAGUGGUCAAGAAGACGCCGACAAGGAUGGAUUUGGCGAUGGAUGUGAUGACGACGAUGACAACGACAACAUCCCAAAUAACGUUGAUAACUGUCGGCUUGUGCCCAAUCCUGAUCAGAAGGACUCAGACAAAGACGAAAUAGGAGAUGCCUGUGAUAACUGUAAAACCGUUCCUAAUUUUGAUCAACGUGAUACAGACAGUGAUGGUGUGGGAGACCUUUGUGACGAUGAUGCAUAUGAGGUACCAGACGACAACUGUCCCUAUAUUUCUAACCCUGAUCAGGCGGAUCUGGAUGGGGAUAAACGUGGAGACGCAUGUGACAAUUGUCCAGAAGUACAAAACUAUGACCAGAAAGACAGUGAUGCUGAUCUGAUAGGUGAUGCCUGCGACUCUGAUGAUGACUGUGAUCAGGAUGGUAUUCAAGACAGCAUGGAUAACUGUAUUAGGGUGCCUAAUGCCAAUCAGAUUGAUACGGAUCAAGAUGGGAGAGGUGAUGUUUGUGAUAAUGAUGAUGACAAUGAUGGAAUAUUUGACCAACAAGAUAAUUGUAGAAUAGUCUUCAACCCCGAACAAGAAGACUGGGAUGGUGAUGGCAUCGGUGACGCAUGUUCAGAGGAUUUUGACGAAGAUCAAACUUUGGAUAAAAAUGACGUAUGUCCAGAGAAUGCAGAUGUGUCAACUACAGACUUCAAGGCCUACCAAACAGUUGUUUUAGACCCCGAGGGUGACGCCCAGGUGGAUCCGAUCUGGACCAUAUUAAAUGAGGGAGCUGAGAUUUCACAGACUAAGAACAGUGAUCCUGGUUUGGCAGUUGGGUACACUCCAUUUGGUGGGGUUGACUUCAGUGGUACCUUCUUUGUGAACAGUGAUGUGGAUGAUGAUUAUGCUGGUUUUGUGUUCAGCUACCAAGAUAGCUCUAAGUACUAUGUAGUCAUGUGGAAAAAGACUGGACAAACAUAUUGGCAAUCUACACCAUUCAGGGCAGUUGCUGAGCCAGGGAUCCAACUUAAGGUUGUUGACAGUGAGACUGGGCCUGGUGAGAUGAUGAGAAACUCACUUUGGCACACUGGAAACACAACAAAUCAGGUGAAGUUGCUGUGGAAAGAUCCAAGAAAUGUCGGGUGGAAAUCAAAGACUGCCUAUAGAUGGGAGAUGAUCCACAGACCAAACAUUGGACUCAUCAGAAUUCUCCUUUAUGAAGGAACAGAACUUGUUGCAGAUUCUGGUAACAUCAUUGACCACACACUAAAAGGUGGCCGUCUUGGAGUGUUCAGUUUUUCACAGGAGGGAGUGAUCUGGUCUGAUCUUGUCUAUAGAUGUAAUGGAGACACACCUGAUGACUACACAGGUGAAACCCCAGACCUCUACGAAUACUAUGAAUAUUAUGAAGACUACACAGAUGAGUAUGGGAACCCACAAAGUGAGGAAGAUCGUCGAAAAAAGGAUUUGAGAGCGUGCAAAUCUGCAAAAGCAAAACAAGCAACAACAGUGGCGCCAGAUACGGGGGAUUAUUACGAUUUUGAGAAUUAUGAAAUAGGAGAACCAGGAAUUAUAUUUGAGGAAGAUUAUUACUAG
Messenger RNA from Owenia fusiformis, 3251 nucleotides. The record is from the annotation of a GenBank genome assembly. Lineage: Eukaryota; Metazoa; Annelida; Polychaeta; Sabellida; Oweniidae.